Molecule: messenger RNA, 3389 nt
Organism: Poeciliopsis prolifica (blackstripe livebearer)
Lineage: Eukaryota; Metazoa; Chordata; Actinopteri; Cyprinodontiformes; Poeciliidae
Gene: jakmip2
Product: janus kinase and microtubule interacting protein 2
Exons: 26
Coding region: 487-2955 (822 amino acids)
Molecular function (GO): kinase binding; microtubule binding
Source: RefSeq, a predicted model, not a curated record
CCGCUGCAGACAUGAUGGUCCAACAGCUGCAGCAGUGACAAGUGAGAUUCCAAACAUGCAGAAGAUGCAGGACAAAAGAAGCAGAAGCAGCUCCCGCCUGUAGCCUUGAUGCAGAGUGAUGAAGCUCUGCAGGAGGACUGGGUUUGUUAAAUCCACCAGCUGGAGAAGCAGUGAGCUCAUUCUGGAGGAGGGCGGGGCUCCAGCAUCAUCACCACCGGCCAUCAGCGCUUCAUUGUCGGCUGCUGCUCAUCCACACACCGCCGCCGUGGAAGGCCGCUGCAGAUAAUCACAUCAGUGAAACAUGAAGAUGGCAUGGAUGCUGUUUCGUAUGAAUUAGGAUUUGACAUCUGAUGAGGAUUCCCUCUGAGCCCUGAAGUCUAACAGGAGAAUGAAGAGGAGGAGGAACUGGAAAUAUCAGGAACAACUUGGAAGGUUUCUCUAGAGUCUCAAUGAAAGCUGCAAGAGUGGUUCUCUAGGCUGUUACUGAUGGCUAAGAAAGGUCGUACGAAGGGCGAGAAGCCUGAAGCCCUGAUUUCUGCCUUACAAGCAGCCAAUGAAGAUCUCAGGUCCAAACUAACUGACAUCCAGAUAGAGCUGCACCAAGAGAAAUGCAAGGUAAGCAAGCUGGAACGAGACAAGGUGCAAGAGGUGAAGCGGGUGCGAGAGCAGGAGCAGCAUCGGCACACUGCCAUGUUGACAGAGCAACGGGCCAAAUGGCACGAGGAGAAACAGAAAGAGCUGCAGGCUCUGAGGGAAAACCUGACACGGCAGCAUGAGCAGGAGCUGGCCCGGCAUGCCAAGAUCAAGGACCAGGAGAACCAACGGCUCAAAGCCGCCCUGAACGCCAUUCGAGAUGGCAGUGGAGAAAAAGUGCGCACAGCGCUGACCCUGGAAGCCAGAGAGGAGGCACGGCGUUUCUUCGACCAGGAGAGAGUGAAGCUCCUGCAGGAGAUAGUCGAGCUGAAGAACUCCAAGAAGCAGACCGACGAGGCUCUGAGCAACAUGAUCCAGGCAGACAAAAUGAAGGCCGGAGACCUGAGAGUCGAGCAUCAGCAGCAUCAGGAACAAAUCUCUAAAAUCAAGUGGGACUGUGAGAGAGACAUCCGCAGGCUGGUGGAUGAAAUCAAAUCUAAAGACCGCACCAUUUUCUCUCUGGAGAAGGAGCUGGAGUCCACUGCAGGCUGCCUGCAGAAGCUGCAGCUGCAGAAAGACGCCCUGGAUGAACAACUGUUCCUCGUCAAAGAGGCGGAGUGCGGCCUGGGAAGUCCAAAAAGGGAAAUCCCAGGAAGAGCUGGCGAUGGCGCAGAGCACUGUGGAAGCCCUGACCUGCGAAGAAAUCAGCGGCGAAUGGCUGAACUGAAUUCAACCAUUCGCAAGUUGGAGGAUCGCAACUUGUUGCUGGUGGAUGAAAGAAAUGAACUACUGAAGCGAGUUAGGGAGUCUGAAAAGCAGUGCAAGCCUCUACUGGACAAGAACAAGCUGCUGAAUAAGAGGAACGACGACUUGACUCAGAACAUUCAGAAACUGGAGGAGAAGCUGAAGAGCCUGACAAAGGAGAACCUUGAAAUGAAGGAGAGGAUAGGCUCCCAUCCUCCUCUGAAGAAGCUGAAGUCCCUUAAUGACUUGGACCAAGCACAUGAUGACCAGGAAAUAGCCUUCCUCAAACUUCAAGUGCUGGAGCAACAAAGCAUGAUUGAUGAACUAACAAGAGAUCGUGAAAAACUGCUGCGAAAGAAGAGGCAUAAAAGAAGUUCUCGACCAGUGAAGAGACACAUUGUAGUAGACACCUUCUUUGGCUAUGAUGAAGAAUCGAUGGACUCUGAAUCUUCCUCAGUGGCGUCGUUUCGGAUGGACAGAACCCCAGCUACUCCUGAUGAAGACAUGGCCGAUGGGCUCGCAAAUGAGGAAUCUGAGUUACGUUUUCGCCAGCUGACCAGGGAAUACCAGGCCCUUCAACGAGCCUACGCCCUGCUGCAGGAGCAGAAGGGAGGCAUCCUGGAUGCAGAGAUGGAGGCCAAGGCUCAGGAGCAACUGCAAUCAGACGUGAUGCGGUAUAAAGCCAAGAUAGAGGACCUGGAGAAGGAGCUAACCUUGAAGGGACAGGACUCCAAAUGGGUUGAGGAGAAGCAACUCUUCUUACGAAGAAAUCAGGAGUUGCUGGAAAAGGUGGAGAAGUUGGAGUCGGAAUGCAGUCGACUGCAGGAGGAGCUUCAGGACUCCAGAGAUCAAAACGAGCUCUUGGAGUUCAGGAUACUGGAACUGGAAGAGCGGGAAAGGAGGUCUCCACCUUUUAACCAUUUGAGAAUGCACCCGUUCUCCGAGGGAGUCAGCGCUCUGCAGAUCUACUGUAUGAAGGAAGGAGUCAAGGAUGUGUGCAUACCAGAUCUCAUUAAACUGCUAGACAUUCUUGGAGACAAUGGGAACUUGAGGAAUGAGGAGCAAGUGGCAAUAAUUCAGGCCAGUACUGUUUUGUCACUGGCAGAAAAGUGGAUCCAGCAGAUAGAAGGGACAGAAGCGGCACUGCAUCAAAAAAUGAUGGACCUGGAGAUUGAAAUGGAAAUGUUCUGCAAACAGAAAGGUUAUCUGGAAGAAGAGCUGGACUACAGGAAGCAGGCCCUGGAUCAGGCCUACAUGCAAAUCCAGGAGUUGGAAGCGACGCUUUACAACUCCCUGCAGCAGGACAAGGUGAUAAAGUACGGUGAGCCCCUGAACGAGCUUCAGAAAGACGAGCUGAGGAUGGCGGUGGAAAAGUUGAGGAGGCAGAUGCUGAGGAAGAGUCGAGAGUAUGACUGCCAGAUCCUCCAGGAGAGGAUGGAGCUGCUGCACCAGGCCCACCAGAGAAUUCGAGAUCUUGAAGACAAGACAGAAAUCCAGAGAAGGCAAAUUAAAGAUCUGGAAGAAAAGUUUCUCUUUCUCUUCCUGUUCUUUUCUCUUGCCUUUAUCCUUUGGCCUUGAAGUCUUUGGCGUGCUGUAGCUGAGGUUGUGUGUCGGCUCGGAGAUCUUCUUUGGGACUACAGUGUUGUUUAUGUGUUGGACAAGCUGAAAACAUUGUGCCGUCGUAACAUCAGUGAUUCCAGAUGUUGGUGGAUUAAGCCAGUGCACACGUCACACAUUUCUUUUAUGUUUCGUUUUUUUUCCAAAUGAAGUUGAGAUCUUCAGGGUUCUGUCCAGGACUGUUUAUGUUUUUAGCAAAGUUUGGACAUUAACCAUCUCCCCAAGUUUCUGAAAAGACAGUCAAAGGCUUGCAAUGAUAUCUACACACACAUACUGACAUACUGCACAGUUUCUACAUACAUGCAUGCAUAUGUAAAUGCGGACACACACACACACACACACACACACACACACACCCACACACACACACACACACCCACACACACACACACACC